AUGUUUAGGAAUUUCAGGUACAUACGGCGGAGCCCGAGCGUUUUCAAGCGGUCGAUAUAUAUUACGGCAGAUUUGUCAGCCGCCCUAAAGGACAGUCCCAGUCACAAUGUCAUAGUCAUCGGAGCCGGGCAUGCAGGAAUAGAAGCCGCUUCUGGAUCUGCAAGGACCGGUGUGAAGACUACCUUGGUGACACCUGAUCUCACGAAAAUUGGUACCUGUUCAUGCAACCCAUCUAUGGGAGGUAUUGGCAAGGGUACCUUGUUGAAAGAGGUGGACGCUUUGGAUGGAGUGUCAGGUAGGAUUACUGACCAGGCCGGGAUCCAAUUCAAGGUGCUGAACUCGUCAAAAGGACCUGCGGUGUGGGGCCAUAGAGCUCAGAUAGACAGAGAGUUGUAUCUGAACGCUAUGCAAAAAGAGAUUUUCGACUACCCAAAUUUAAACGUGCUGAAGGGGAAAGUUGAAGAUCUGAUCAUAGAACCAUCCAAUUCAGAAGACUUCGAUGGGAGGAAGUACGGUAGAGUUUGCGGCGUCAUUCUUGAUGACGGCAACGUUCUCAAGGCUGAAAAGGUGGUUAUCACGACUGGGACAUUUCUGGGAGGUGAAAUCCACAUAGGACUGACCGCAUAUCCUGCUGGAAGGAUAGGUGAAGACGCAACUUUCGGACUCAGCAAAACUCUAGCCGAUGCUGGAUUCAGGCUGGGCAGAUUGAAAACAGGAACACCUCCCAGAAUCAGUUCUAAGAGCAUAGAUUACACGAAUCUUUCCCCUCAGAAGGGUGACGAUCCCCCACACCCAAUGUCGUUCAUGAACGAUGAUGUCACUAUUAAAGACCAAGUGCUGUGCCAUUUAACAAGAACGACGAAGGAGAUGCGUGAUUUGAUUCUUGCCAAUCUCGAUAAGUCCAUUCACAUAAGAGAAACGGUAAAGGGACCCCGUUACUGUCCGUCAAUUGAGUCCAAGAUGAUCCGUUUCCAUGAUAAGGAAGAACAUCAAGUGUGGCUCGAGCCAGAGGGACUUGAUACUGAUAUCGUUUAUCCAAAUGGCAUUUCGUGUACUAUGCCAGCAGACAUCCAGCUGCAGAUGCUCAAGCUGAUUCGUGGGCUGGAGAAUGUGGAGAUGCUGCAGCCAGGCUACGGUGUUGAGUACGAUUAUGUGGAUCCGAAGGAAUUAAAACAAACUCUCGAGACCAAACUAAUAGACGGAUUAUUCUUGGCCGGACAAAUUAAUGGCACUACUGGCUAUGAAGAAGCGGCCGCGCAGGGCUGCAUUGCAGGAAUCAAUGCAGGUCUUUCUAAGCUGCAGAAGGAUCCUCUAAUUCUGACAAGAGCUGACGGUCUCACGGGUGUUUUGAUAGACGAUCUAAUUACCAAGGGAGUUGAGGAACCAUAUCGUAUGUUCACCUCCAGGUCCGAAUUUAGAGUCAGUUUGAGGCCAGAUAACGCUGAUUUAAGACUCACCGAAAUGGGAAGAAGAGCCGGGUGUGUUAGCGACUCACGUUGGGAACUUUUCUCGAAAGAAAAAAAGCAAUAUGAAGAAAGUCUCAAGUUUUUGAAAGAUUUCAAUCUUGGAAGUUAUGACUGGAGAAAAUUGGGCUUCAAAGUAGCCCAAGACGGCAAAAAGAAAUCUGCGUUUGAAAUCCUGCGAUUCGAUAACAUCGAUGCAGAGUCAUUAGCUACGAAAAUUCCGUAUGAUCUGACUGGUCUUUCCAGAAGAGUUUUGUUCAAGCUAACUGUUGAUGGCAAGUAUGAGGGAUUUCUCAAAAGAGAGAGAGCUUAUGUGGCAGCUUUUCAGGCAGACGAAAACAUCAUUCUUCCUCCUAUGGAUUACACCGGUCUCUCAUGCUUCAGUAGCGAGGCUCAAAGCUUGCUCAACACCAUUCAGCCACGUACUAUAGGCCAGGCCAGAAGAAUUCAGGGGAUUACUCCUUCGUCAGUUUUCGAACUGUAUCGUCUUUCCAAGCUUGCGCAGAAGCAAACAUCCUCUUCAUCGCUCAUAGAGGAGAAGAUUAUGCAGCAGCACAUGCAUGACAUUACGAUAUAG
Molecule: messenger RNA, 2040 nt
Organism: Kuraishia capsulata CBS 1993
Lineage: Eukaryota; Fungi; Ascomycota; Pichiomycetes; Pichiales; Pichiaceae
Exons: 1
Coding region: 1-2040 (679 amino acids)
Biological process (GO): tRNA methylation; tRNA wobble uridine modification
Cellular component (GO): cytosol
Molecular function (GO): flavin adenine dinucleotide binding
Source: RefSeq, a predicted model, not a curated record